CUUUAUAGGGCAACUGACAGUCAAGUUUCCUUCCUUCUUCAUGUUGAAAAAUGCCACUGUUUGUUAUCUGCCUUUUUAUCUCUUGCUUGUGCCUCACCCAUGCACACACUCACAAACACACUUCCUGUGAAACUGUCAGGCCAGCUCAGUGGUUUUAUUCUGUCACUGUGUUUGUUCGCUCUCCUCGUGUUGAGCGCUGACCUCUCCCAGCCCGCCUCCUGCUGCUGCUGCAGAACCACUAGAGUUCAGAGAUCGAGAUCCAACAUCAACACAGCCGUCUGGACUUCUGUGAAUGCAGUGCAGCGGCUCUCAGACAUGAAGCAGUGCUGAGGAAGCGGCAGGCGGUGAGACGUGUUCACAGAGGUGACUGAUGACAUGGCAGCAGCCCUGCCGGUGUGUUACCACGGCUGCAUGAGCAAGAAGGAGUGCGAGGAUCUGCUGGGGAAGAAGAACAAGGAUGGAGCGUACCUGAUCCGAGACAGCGAGACCAUCCAGGGAGCCAUGUGUCUGUGUGUUUAUAAACAGAAGACGGUGUUCACCUACAGAGUGCUGCAGACACACACCGGACACUAUACUCUCUUGACAGCAGGAGGUCUGGAGGAGACGUAUUUCAAGAGUUUGGACGAUCUGAUUCGUCACUAUAAAAAGAAGAAUCAGGGCCUGGCCAUGCACCUGCGCCACUCUGUCAAGAGGAAGACGGCCUUGUUGAUCCAGCCCCGACACGCACCUGCACCUGCACCUGCACCUGCACCUGCACCUGCACCUGAGGCGUCCUGGGGGGCGUCCAUGUCUCCACCAGAAGAGGACCACGACUAUGAAAACGCUCCCAACUCUGAAUACGUCGAAGUCUUACCUCCAUGAACAUCAACAUUAAGCGUCAAACAGCCGAGGAGAGAGAAGACAAAGACGGACUUAAAAAUGGACGACAGGUUCACAGACUGAAUCAGAUUCAGGAUAACUAAGAAGGAAUGUGGACAGAUGGACAGAGGCUGAAGAACACAUUCUUCAUCUGCUUGUUCUGCUGAAGUUACACGCUUUUAAUUUUGGCUUCCUGUUAUUUCGUUGUGUUAAAAACAGCUCGAGUUAAUUUAAUUCAGACAGUGGAUGAAUUGAAAUCACUUUGAUGAUAAAAUGGACCAAUUAUCUGG
Messenger RNA from Acanthopagrus latus (yellowfin seabream), 1148 nucleotides. RefSeq lists its product as uncharacterized. The coding region runs from base 376 to 861 and encodes 161 amino acids. The record is from RefSeq and is a predicted model, not a curated record. The transcript has 4 exons. Lineage: Eukaryota; Metazoa; Chordata; Actinopteri; Spariformes; Sparidae.